Molecule: messenger RNA, 234 nt
Organism: Kuraishia capsulata CBS 1993
Lineage: Eukaryota; Fungi; Ascomycota; Pichiomycetes; Pichiales; Pichiaceae
Exons: 2
Coding region: 1-234 (77 amino acids)
Source: RefSeq, a predicted model, not a curated record
AUGGCGCUUUUUGCAACUUUGUCUGGCUGGGCCACUUUUGGUGUCCUUGUUAGAGCCUACCAAAACGGUAUAAGAAAGGUCGAUAUGUUGUACGCCCCUAUGGGCUACGCUUACUCCGCCGGCUUCUGGGUUGCCCUUGGAUACGGAUUCACGAAGUGGACUGAGAAGAACGAGCUGUUGUUGGACAAACGUCUGGAAAAGCUGAAUGAGGCCCGUGCGACGGCUUCUGAAUAG